UUAUCUCCGAACGAACCAACAGAGGAGCAAAGCAAGAGCAACCCAAGCGAAGCGAAGAUGUCAGUCUCAGCUGUGUUGGGGUCUCAAUUCGUGGCGGUGGGUGUGCCCGUGAAGAACCCAUCUGCGACGACCUCGUUUGGUGUGACCAGUUCGGCCCCAUGGCGCGGCUCAACCACCGGUAACGGCGGCGGUGGUGGUGGGUUGGUGAUAGAGUGCUCGUCAAGGCCACAGAAGAAGGCGACUGCGCACCACCGGAAGACUCGGCCGCGCAAAACGCAGCCGUGGGACAUUAAGCGCAAGCCCACUGUGUACGCUCCCCUCCCUCCUCUCCCUGCCGAGUGGACCUUGCUCUCUAGUGCCGACGAAGCUGCUUCUGCUUCUGCAUCUUCUCCGGAAGAGUCCUCCUCCACUGAGUAGUCAUUCUACCUCAAUUAAUCCAUGUUAUUAUGCUCUGUUUUGUUUAAUUUAAGUUUGGAGAUUUGAAGUUUGUUUUCUGUUUGUUUAAUUUAAAUUUAAAUUUACUUGUUUAAAUUGAAUUAUUAGAAUUUGUACUCA
Molecule: messenger RNA, 555 nt
Organism: Pyrus x bretschneideri (Chinese white pear)
Lineage: Eukaryota; Viridiplantae; Streptophyta; Magnoliopsida; Rosales; Rosaceae
Product: 50S ribosomal protein 6, chloroplastic
Exons: 1
Coding region: 58-417 (119 amino acids)
Biological process (GO): translation
Cellular component (GO): ribosome; chloroplast
Molecular function (GO): structural constituent of ribosome; rRNA binding
Source: RefSeq, a predicted model, not a curated record